AUGUACCCGGCAGGCCACCCUACCGCCGCCGCCGGUGGAGUCGGCGGAAGCGACCCAUCUAAAGCGAACAUUCAAGUGCCUGUGCUGUCACCCCAGGAAGUACCUACCCCCGCGCGCAGUGAGGUGGAAUCCAUCUCGCUAGCCUCCAGGGUCAGCGAGUUCUGGCCUGAUCAGCCACGGGUCUGGUUCGUCAGGACUGAGGCGAUCCUAGGGCCACAGAAGUUGAGCGACGAGGCUCGCUUCGAUCUAGUUGUGCAGAAGCUGGGCAAGGACGUCGUCAACCACGUCACCGACAUCCUGAUCAAUCCGCCACCAACUAAGAAGUUCGACACCUUGAAGCAGCGUCUUCUUGCGAUCUACGAGGAGUCGCACAAUCGCCAGAUCGAGAAGGUGAUCAGCGAGUUCGAGCUGGGCGAUCAGAAGCCGUCCCAGCUACUACGGCGCAUGCGAGAAAAGGCGAUGAACAAGUUCCCGGACGAAACCCUCAGCGUGAUCUGGCAGAACCGUCUGCCCAAACAGGUGCGCGCAGUCCUCGCAGUUUCAGCGGUGACCGACCUCGAGGACCUGGCAGCCGUCGCUGAUAAGGUGAUGGAAGCUACAGGAAGCCAGCACGUAUCGGUCGUGUCGCAGCCGCAGCAACCCAGCACAUCAUUCGACGUCUCUCUCGUGAUGGCCGAGAUUGCGAAGAUAAACGUGAAGCUGUCGGAAUGUAUCAAGCGAUAA
This is a messenger RNA of Plutella xylostella (diamondback moth), 723 nucleotides long. RefSeq lists its product as uncharacterized. NCBI's taxonomy places the organism in Eukaryota, Metazoa, Arthropoda, Insecta, Lepidoptera, Plutellidae. The record is from RefSeq and is a predicted model, not a curated record.